UGUUGAGCUUCUGGGUAGCUCACGAGCAGUGAGGUGUUACUUCUGGCAGGUCAAUUCCGAACCAUGCCUUCGGAUCUCAGGCCAAAGCAGGGGAGAAAUAGAUCCAAGAACCGGGCUUUCUUCCGUGGAGCACGUUGGAAGAUAGCAGUUGCUGAUAGCCGGUACAAAAGAGAGAAUCCUGCCCUCAGAGUGUAUCCAGGAGCUCCGGGUUCUGGCCAGGGGGUCAACAUGGCGGCUGGCCCUCAGUUUGGAUUCUGCUCUGCAGUACGUCAGUGUCUGCAAAAUAUGUGGGCCCAGAGGCACUUGGGCCUGUUUUUGCUUUUACUCUGGACACUGGUGAUCCUGUUCUAUCUUGUGAGCACUGAUUCUGUGUCUCCGAAAGAGAAAGUGCAAAGGCACAGUAAAUCUCCAGAACAUGGAUCCAACUGGGAAUUUCUGUUGAACUUUUUCUUUCCAACAACAUGCGUCAUAAAGGAGAAUCAGGAGGUAGUGGCUUGUAAUAAGCAGCCGUAUCUUAGCAAGACUGAAUGUUUAAGAUUCAAGUGCUGCUUUUCAUCAUCUGGGACCAAAAUGAGGUGCUAUGCCCCACUAAGAGAUAAGCCUACACAGAUGCUCCGGGUGUUUGGAUUCGCUGUGACCAGCAUGAUAAUCCUGGGAUUUCUUCCUAUGUAUUGCUGCUCUCUUUGCCAGAGGAGCAGAUGGUUUAAUCCUUUAAGAAGGAAUAUGAACAGAGUGUUGAAGGUUUUGAAGAAACAAAAGACAAAACUGAAGAGGAAGCCCAGAGCAAGGAAAGCACCAAAAGAAGAGAGAGGAGAUAGAAAAGAGCAGGAGUCCAGAGCAUUACUUUCUAAUUGAGAAUGCAGACCUGCCAGAAGGGAGAUUUUCCUAAGUCAUUCAAAUCCUAUUAACUUUAGAAAGACAAAUUUUUGUCAUAGUUUCAAAUCAAAUUAAAGUUGUAUUUUGUGCAUCAAA
Messenger RNA from Peromyscus leucopus (white-footed mouse), 972 nucleotides. It is a transcript of the gene Fmr1nb, whose product is annotated as FMR1 neighbor. The record is from RefSeq and is a predicted model, not a curated record. The transcript has 6 exons. Lineage: Eukaryota; Metazoa; Chordata; Mammalia; Rodentia; Cricetidae. The coding region runs from base 64 to 855 and encodes 263 amino acids.